Haliaeetus leucocephalus (bald eagle) is the source of this 4321-nucleotide messenger RNA. It is a transcript of the gene CSPP1, whose product is annotated as centrosome and spindle pole associated protein 1. The transcript has 30 exons. Gene Ontology annotation, biological process: positive regulation of cytokinesis. Bases 173 to 3847 code for a protein of 1224 amino acids. Lineage: Eukaryota; Metazoa; Chordata; Aves; Accipitriformes; Accipitridae. Gene Ontology annotation, cellular component: microtubule; centrosome; spindle pole. The record is from RefSeq and is a predicted model, not a curated record.
UUUCCUGAGUCAGGUGUUUUGUUGACCCAGCAAACAUCUUAAGGCUUGUAGUUUUGAGGGAGAAACUUGAGUAUUGCUUAACGAUUGUCUUAAGCAACUGUAAUUGAGCUUUAAAAGUUUUUGAGGCUCUGAUGUAGAGGCAAUAUUCUAUGUCUUUUCUAUAACCUUAGAAAUGAUGGCGGAUGAUUUAGACAAAUUUAUUGAAGAUCAGAAGGCCAAGUUGGCACAAGAUAAAGCAGAACUUGAAAAUGAUCCACUUUACAUGGAAAUGAGGAAUAAGGAAUCAGAGAAGCCUUCUGAGACUAGCAAAAUGUUAAUCUCCAUGGCUAAAGAAAAUAUACCUCCAAAUAAUCAACAGAACUAUCCUUUAGGUGACUAUGGCUUGAGUUUACCACUUGGAGAAGAAUAUGAACGAAAAAAACAUAAACUCAAAGAGGAACUUCGGCAAGAUUAUAGGCGAUAUCUUUCUCAGGGUAUUUCACAGGCAAAAAGAAAGAAAAAUUACCUGACUACUGGUGAAGUAGAUCCAUAUACUCAGGGAUUAUCUCUUCAUAUUGAUGAGCGAAGAUCUGCGAAGGAGAAACUACGGCUUGAAAGAAACAAGGAGUACAAUCAAUACCUCAGGGAUAAAGAAGAAUGGAAUGAAAGACUAAGGAAAUUAGGGAAGAAAACCACAGAGAAUGAGAUGGACAGGAAUAAAAAAACUAUUGCUGUUACCAGGCUCCAGCCAGAACUACGUACAGAAGUACAGCCCUGUAAUACAGAUGCAGAACCUCCCAAGAAGGAUGCCUUUACUUCUACAGAAGGUUAUGAAGAGCUGCUAAAUAAGAGAUGGCUGGAGGAAGACAGGUAUCAUAGGUUAGAUGAUGAGGUUGAAUUAAGAAGUGGACUAUUGAAUAAAAGACGUGAUGAAGAUUUGGAUGUUCCCAAUCGAAGACAUCGUGGAUUUGCUAGCCAAUCUGUAAUUCCUAUUAGGAAGCAUCACAGACUUGAUGAGGAUCGUGAUUUUGGUAGAAGAUACUACAGAAUGGACUAUGAUCCUGAGAUAAGUGACGAAAUGGACCCUAGAUUUAGAUGUGAAAGUGCUUAUGACAGAAAAACUCCCCGGGUUUUUUAUGCUGAAAGGCCCUAUCUGGAUGGAAUAGGAAGAGAUCUACUUGCAGAUUAUGAAGACGAAUUAAAAGAGAGAGCACGUGUGCAGCAGAUCUCAAGAACUGGAAAUUCUAGAAAUCAGGUACAAAUUAGUUCUUCAGCUAAUGAACAGGCCAAGUCUGCAGCUGAAAUGCCGUAUGGAACAGGCCUUGUUCUUGGUGGUCAGGACCGGGAACUUCUCCAAAGGAAAAAAGAGAAAUACAGGCAAGAACUAAUAGAACAGAUGGCUGAGCAACAGCGAAAUAAGAGACGUGAGAAGGAACUUGAGCUCUCAGUUGCUGCUUCUGGAGCUCAAGACCCAGAAAAGAAGCCAAAUAGAUUGAAGCAGUUUGGCUUGACAGCACGAGCUGCUGAAGAGAAAGUACCUCCUGAAAGGCCUAGGGUGGCUUUCCAAACUCCAGUGCCCGUCCCUCCAGCAUCUCCAGUGAAUGAAGACUUUCACAGGGGGCUAGCCAGCACUCUUGGUGAAAUAGCAGCUCCUAGGCUUGCACCGAUGCCACCGCCUCCACCACCAAUUUUGACAGACAAUUAUAGAACACCUUAUGAUGACGCAUAUUACUUUUACGGGGUUAGGAAUCCUUUGGAUCCCAAUCUUGCAUAUUAUGGUACAGGUAUGGUGGGAGUGCAACCCACACCUAACCUGGAUCCUCCUUUAGGCCAAGACCCAGUAGAGAAAUCUGUAAGUAACAUUGGACAGAGGAAUACAGGAGACAGACAAAGAAGCAUAGGAGUAUUUUCUGAAGAAAAAAUAAAGCCUUCCAAAGAGGCAACAUUGUCUUAUCAACAAGAAUUACAACAGCAGAUAAGAGAGAGAGAGGAACGGCGCAGACAAGAGAGAGAGGAGAAGGAACGCUAUGAAGCCAAGUUAGAAGCAGAAAUGAGGAAUUACAAUCCCUGGGGAAAAGGUGGUGGUGGUGCUCCUCUCAGAGAUGCAAAAGGAAAUCUGAUAACGGACUUGAAUAUGAUGCACAAGCAAAACGAAGAUGCAUAUCAUAAUCCAGAGGCAAGACUAUAUGAAGAUAAAAGGGCUAUUGUAUCUGUUGACCUAAGUUUGGCUUCCCCAAGACCUGAGAACACAGAAGCAUCUACAAAUAAAAUAGCAGGUUUUACAUUUGCACAGACCUCUCCUUUUGCUCGAGGUAAUGUGUUCGGUGAACCACCAUCUCCACAGCAUCUUAAGCGACAGGAGUCAUACAAGAACUUUCUUCGUCUACAGAUUGAAGAAAAGAGACGUAGGGAAGAAGCAGAGCGAGAAAAACUUAGAAUGGAAGAAGAAAAAGAAGAAAAACGACUAGCUGAACAGAGGAUGAGAAUUCAAAAAGCAUAUGAAGAUGAACAAGAAGAGAAAAGAAAGAAAGAGGAGGAGCGAAGAUUAAAAAAUAAAGAAAUAAUUCGAUUAGAUGAAGAGAGGCAAAAAGAGGCAGAAAAAAGAAGAAAAGAAAAUGAAGAAAAGCAAAACGAACAACUUAGACAAUAUUUUGAGAAAGAAAGAUGGAAGAGGAAAAGAAGAUGGUAUGCUUCAUUUUCAAGGCAGCCUUCUCCCAUCAUUCCUGCUCUUCAGAACAAAUCAAUAAGAAAAGAAGAAAGGAUUCCCUCUUCUGAGAGCCAUAUGUCUUACUAUACACAAGAUCCUCCGCAACCAAGGGUUCCUUCUCCACCUGUCCCUGCUAGAAGAAAUCAGUUACGUGCAUUUGAGGAAAGAAAGAAUGUGAUAAAUGAAUUAUCAGAGAUGAGGAAACAGCUUCGUAGUGAAGAGAGGCGACUGCAGGAACAGUUGCUAAAUGUGGCCAGUGAUGAUGAUGUACCGAUUACACGCAGGAGGAGAGAGAAGAAUCCAAAGGACAUAUUUGAGAUGGCCAGGCUUCGUCUGCAGGCUCCAGUAAGGCGACCUUCAUCAAAGGAGGCACAAGAUCCUGUCAAUAUACAGAAUAUCUGGGAAUUUAAUGAACUUAAAUACAAAGAUUCUGAAACGUGUAUGGGCUUGAGGCACAUGUAUCCUGAUCCUCCAAAAGAUGACCAGACUCUAGAGAUUCAACAGCAGGCACUGUUGAGGGAGCAGCAGAAGAAACUUGACAGAAUGAGAAUGAGGAGAGAAACAGAAGAUGAUUCUGCUUCUGGCGGUAACCCACAAACCAUGGGACUGUUCAGGAAUGAAUCUAAUGAACUCUUGAAAAAUUCACUGUUGGAAUCGGAUAGCGCUUUUAUCGGUGCUAAUGGAGAAACGUUUCCUGCCUUGGGAGAAGUUAAUUCAUCACCUCAGCAUCCACCUUCUGCAAGGGAGAGGAGACGAAUAAAGCAGAAAGCUUUGGAGUGUGCUGAGGAUGUUCCACCAGGCCAUCCGCUGUUGCUGCAGCCUGACAGCUUUUCUUUGCACUCGAGCUUCAGCCUCGAUGUUGAUCAGUUGAAAGGCAAGAAUGAAGAACGAUUGCACAGACUGACCGAGCUCCAGCAGAAAUCUGCUUACUUAGGUGACAACGUUUCCUUAGGAGAAGCGGAUGACCUUUUGAAGCACACUCCGCCUCACGCUGCCAGACGGCCCAGUUCUGUUGACACAGUUGCAACGGAGCCCUGGCUAAGACCAGGAACUUCAGAGACGCUCCAACGAUUCAUGGCUGAACAGUCAAGCCCAGCAAAGCUUUCGCCGGACGACGCGCUACCACUGAGCUGGCAAGGCCUCUCGACCGCGCACGGCUGACUCCAGCCCUGCUGCGAACCGGCUGUGCCUUGCAGCAGAGGAGGGACUGUUCAGCACUAGUGCACUUUCCAGGGUCUCUUGUAGGGAUCGUUCUUGUCCAUGUAUGUAGUGUGGAGCCGUAUGGGUAGUUUAAAAUAGCAAUAAUAAAGUAACAGAAGCUGCAGUGUAAUGGAGAUGUAGAGCAGGGAUAGUUUGUACUAUAUGACAUGGGAAGUGGAGGAAUAGUUUGGUGGUUUUUGCACUUUUUUAUACAAGUUAAGUUUCAGCCUCAGAGCUGGAGCUACCACAGAAACAGUGUGUGUGUGUGUGAAUUUGAUAUAAAAUCAAAGUUAAUUUUUAGCUUUGUUUAUAGCCAAACUCCAACGCUGUCUGGAAAUAGAGUAACCCAACAGCAGAGGUGCAUUUUAAGCUUUUACCAAAAGAGUAACUAACUUGGAGAAGGGCGCUUGCUUUUCAUACAGUCAUGAGUGCUGU